AUCAAGCACGAGAAGACACCAAUGUUCGAUGAACUCCAAUUCAAUCUAUGACUAUAAAAGGCAUAGAAACCCCUUGCCAACUCAAUCCAAAGCCAAAAGAAAUGGAAAAUAGAGAAGAGGUGAAGGUCCUUGGAACAUGGUCAAGCUUGUUUGUGUUAAGGGUUAGAAUAGCAUUAAAUGUGAAGCAAGUGAAGUAUGAGUUCUUAGAAGAGGUUGCAGGGUUGCACUCAAAAAGUGAACUCCUUCUUAAGUCCAAUCCAGUGUACAAGAAGGUCCCUGUGCUCAUUCAUGGUUCUAAUGCUGUUUGUGAAUCUCUUGUUAUUCUUCGAUACAUCGAUGAGGCUUUUGUCGAUGGUGAUCGACUUUCUCUUCUUCCUUCCGAUCCUUAUGACCGUGCUCUCGCUUGUUUUUGGGCGUGUUACAUCGAUGAUAAGUGGUUUUCUUUUUUGAUUGGAGUCAUAAGAGAACAAAACAAAGAAGCAAAAGAAGAAUCAAUGAAACAAGUUCAAACAGGGCUUCAACUUUUAGAGGAAGUUUAUUGUAAAUGCACUAAUGGAAAGCCCUUCUUCAAUGGAGAAAGCAUUGGGUAUUUGGACAUUGUUUUGGGGAGUUACAUGUUAUUACUCAAAGUUGCAGAGAAGAUAAAGAAUGUUAAGUUUCUUGAUGGAAACAAGACUCCAAAGUUGGUGACAUGGAAUCAAUGUUUUUGUUUAAAUGAUGAUGUCAAGAAUGUGAUGCCUCAAUUUGAUGAGUUUUUUGAGUAUGUUAAGAUGAGAGUUGGUGGUGGUGGUGGUGGUGAAAACAAAAAACUAGUGUGGAAGAUGGAAUAA
This is a messenger RNA of Dioscorea cayenensis subsp. rotundata (Guinea yam), 830 nucleotides long. RefSeq names its product glutathione S-transferase U18-like. The record is from RefSeq and is a predicted model, not a curated record. NCBI's taxonomy places the organism in Eukaryota, Viridiplantae, Streptophyta, Magnoliopsida, Dioscoreales, Dioscoreaceae. Gene Ontology annotation, molecular function: glutathione transferase activity. The coding region runs from base 48 to 830 and encodes 260 amino acids. Gene Ontology annotation, biological process: glutathione metabolic process. The transcript is spliced from 3 exons. Gene Ontology annotation, cellular component: cytoplasm.